AUGCAUUGUCGUCGUCACGAAAUUCGUUUGCGUUUGUUGUUGUCGUGCCUUCUGCCGCGAGCCCCGUCGGGCCUCUUGUUGUUGUGCUAGGCCAUUCUAAUUGGAUCGCAUCACGUCGAUCGAUUAGACCGAAUCCGAGGAGAAUCCGAUUGAUUGAGAGAGAGAGAGAGAGAGAGAGAGAGAUUGUUGUUCGGAAUUAGUUGCGGCUCGGGAAGAAUUGUGGAAGGCGAUGGGGAAAUUAGUGCAAUUGGCGCUGAUGUGCCUCAUCGGGGGGUCCGGAGCUUUGUAUUAUACGUUGUAUACAUACAAGAUCGAUCGGAACGCUCUGCUGGAGAUAUUCAAUGACUUGUCCAAAAGAUUGGGCAUUUGGGCGAUGCCUGUGUUUGUGGCAGUCCAUACUCUUGCCAUAGCCAUGUGCUUUCCGUAUGCUGUGUUUUUCGAAGCAUUUGCUGCUUUUCUUUUUGGAUUCGUCAAUGGUGUUAUCUGCGUCUUCUCUGCGAAGGUUUUAGGCGCAGCGCUUGCGUUUUGGGUCGGAAGGGCUUUGUUUCAGUGUUCACCAGGAGCAACAGAUUUGGUGCGGAAUAAUAGGUUUUUCAGUACAUUGAACAAGGGAGUUGCGAAGGAUGGUUGGAAGUUUGUGCUUUUAGCUCGUUUUUCUCCUGUACCAUCCUACGUCAUAAACUAUGGACUAGCAGCUACAGACGUCCGUUUCUUUGUGGACUUUCUGCUACCAACUCUUGUUGGUGGUCUCCCAAUGAUACUUCAAAAUACUUCUUUUGGAACUCUCACUAGCGCCACGAUCGAUGGGUCGAACAGAAGUCUUUCUUCUUACGUGCUUCCUGUCGUAGGCAUGUGCUCAGGUCUGAUCAUUACGUGGAAAGUAACGAAGUUUGCCACACAGGAUUUUGCCUCUGAAGAUGAAGUUAAGAAAGAGAAUUCCUACGAGACAAAGUCUGAGGGGAUAAUUUUAGACGAAAAGCGAACUGAUGAGAAAGAUGGCAAGAUCAAACAGCGAAAAGCUACCCCUCGGGAGUAAGCUUUCAUACUGGUGCCCAGAGUCAUUAUACAAGGGCAGGUAGACAAACUUUUGCAGUUGUAAUGUGCAGGAUGAAUAUCAAGUGAGUAUAGAACAAUUGCCAGCCAGGUGGUGAUUUCACAUACUUGAUAUCAGAGAAUGUGAAACCAUCGAGAGUCAAAGAAGAGGUAGAGGCUCUAUCUAAACAGGGACUGCACGCCUGGGAUUGGAAAACAUGCGAGCCGCUUCGGAGUAGACGGGACCAGUACUGGCCAGGGUGGCUUUCUCAGCUGAGUUGUUUUUGGUAAUAACCACGUACGCGGAAGAAGCCAUCAAGUCUUUAACGAAUAGUUGAAUCAAGGAUCGAAAGGUUACGAACGAGAAGGAGAAGAUACAAAUAGUUUUAUCACUCUAUUCUUGCUGCGUGGCUUGGACUGACCUGAACAUCUGCCUUGAUCUUCCGAACAUCAAUAUUUGCUCCUGCGCUUCUCUCUGCCAUGUUUCUAUUGAUCAAGUUCGGAACGAAUGAAGCAAAACACGUCUCCGAGAGCUGUAUACUUUGCUGCCAUUAGACUGCUCGGGCUUUGCAAACCAGACGCAAAUUUUGACAACUUUGAUCUAACCUAUGUGUAUUCCUUUCAUGUAUAUGCAUGUCAGGUUUCUGUCACUUUUCUCCGUAGAGUUUAUCAUCACCCAACAACUGAGUUCAAAGAUGCGAAGCCUAUUUUGUUAUAGAGUGUGAACUACGAGAUAUCUCCUUUGUUGGAAUCAGGUUUGGAAGCAAUGUUGGUUUGCACAAACACAGCUGCAGAUCUUAGGACGCAAAGGAUUGUAUUGGAUUCACUUUAAAAGUAUCCACAGUGCCCACGGCAAAGACGUGUACAGAGAUUCCGAGGGUAUCAGUUCAUGAUAUUGUCAAAUCAGUUGUCGAAGGUCUGAGAUCCUGAUCAACGAUACAAGCAGGGCGAGCAGAAAAGCAGAGCACAGCAUGGUCGCCUACCAACUCGAUGGACCUCCUUCCACGACCCAUGAUGUUCGAAUUGUGAAUCCUCUAUGAGAGCGAGUCUCUCUUUUUGUUGUCAUGAGUGUGGUAAACAACAAUAAUUUCAAUCUUUGAGGAGUUUUGGGAUAAUGCGAG
Molecule: messenger RNA, 2153 nt
Organism: Marchantia polymorpha subsp. ruderalis
Lineage: Eukaryota; Viridiplantae; Streptophyta; Marchantiopsida; Marchantiales; Marchantiaceae
Source: the annotation of a GenBank genome assembly